Globicephala melas (long-finned pilot whale) is the source of this 1121-nucleotide messenger RNA. It is a transcript of the gene PRAF2, whose product is annotated as PRA1 domain family member 2. The record is from RefSeq and is a predicted model, not a curated record. Gene Ontology annotation, cellular component: membrane. Lineage: Eukaryota; Metazoa; Chordata; Mammalia; Artiodactyla; Delphinidae.
GUCUCUACAUGUCCUCUAAUGUCUGGCCACUGUGUGCCAGAGACGCCAGCACCGCCCAGAACCGUCCCUGUGGCGCCCCCGCCUGGGGGUGGACGGGAAUGCCUCGCCCCGCGGCGGAGACUUAAUUUCCCAGCGGCCCCUGCUACCUUACAGUUCCGGCGUGUUGUUGGUAUUUUCGGUCACGUGUGCUGCUGCGCCUGCUCAGUCCACUAGGUCGUCAGGGUAGUGGUUGCAGGGCCCAGACUCCGUUUCCCGGUGUGCCCCACGGUGGCGCGGUGUAGAACGGGUGUUGUAGUCCGGCCGCUCCUCUGACUGGUCCAGCUACAUCGACCGGCAGGAUGUCGGAGGUGCGGCUGCCACCGCUACGCGCCCUGGACGACUUCGUUCUGGGGUCGGCGCGUCUGGCGGCCCCGGAUCCACGCGACCCGCAGCGAUGGUGCCACCGCGUCAUCAACAACCUUCUCUACUAUCAAACCAACUACCUUAUCUGCUUCGGCCUCGGUCUCGCUCUGGCCGGGUACGUGCGCCCGCUGCACACCCUCCUAAGCGCGCUGGUAGUGGCGGUGGCCCUUGGCAUGCUGGUGUGGGCGGCUGAGACUCGAGCAGCCGUGCGCCGCUGCCGUCGCAGCCACCCAGCCGCCUGCCUGGCCGCAGUGCUUGCCGUCGGCCUCCUCGUUCUCUGGGCCGCGGGCGGCGCUUGCACCUUCCUGCUCAGCAUCGCCGGGCCCGUGCUUCUGAUCCUGGUGCACGCGUCACUGCGCCUGCGCAACCUCAAGAACAAGAUUGAGAACCAGAUCGAGAGCAUUGGUCUCAAGCGGACGCCAAUGGGGUUGCUGCUGGAGGCGCUGGGACAAGAACAGGAGGCUGGAUCCUAGGGCCCUGGGAUCUGUACCUAGGACAUGGAGAAUGCCAUCCCCACCCUGGCCCAGACCCAGAGCCCUUUCCCAGUCCUUAAAAUAGGAGCCCCUGCCCAGUUCAAAAAACAGGACAACUGCAACCCUUCCCCCAGGUCCCAAACUGGGAUAUUCCCUCAUACCCAGCCCCCCAGUUUAGGAAACCAGAGUCUUCCCAGCCCUGAACUUGGGAACCAGAGACACCCACGUCCAGCCCAAAACUGGGGC